This is a messenger RNA of Trichoplax adhaerens, 981 nucleotides long. RefSeq lists its product as uncharacterized. The annotation marks the transcript as partial. Lineage: Eukaryota; Metazoa; Placozoa; Uniplacotomia; Trichoplacea; Trichoplacidae. Gene Ontology annotation, biological process: dephosphorylation. The transcript has 9 exons. Gene Ontology annotation, molecular function: phosphatase activity. The record is from RefSeq and is a predicted model, not a curated record.
GUUUACCGUCAUGGCGAUAGAGCACCUAUGGUAAUAUAUCCAAACUCUCCUAAUAGGGCUAAAGUUUGGCCUCAAGGAACCGGACAACUGACCCAGAGAGGAAUGCGACAAGAGGCAGCAUUAGGAAAAUUUCUUAAGAUUCGCUAUAUCGAAAAUUUUCGAUUUUUGAAUAGAAGUUACAUUCGAAAGGAGGUGAGUAUUCGUAGUACGAAUGUAGAUCGGACAUUAAUGAGUGCCGAAUCCCAACUCAGUUCAUUGUAUCCACCUCAUGGUAGACAGGUCUGGAAUAAAAAUCUUGCCUGGCAGCCAGUACCAAUCCAUACCGUACCUAAAGCGGAAGAUACGUUAUUACUUGCCUAUAACUUGCCAUGCAAAAGGUAUAUGGACCUAAAAAAACAGUAUCGGAUGUCUGCAGAGUAUAAAAACUUUUCGAAUAAAUACGAGGACUUUCUUAAAAAUGUCAGCAAGCUUGCUGGCUACAAGAAACCAUUAAACUUAAGCAAUUCAUGGAAGCUAUAUGAUUCGCUAUUUUGCGAGCAACAACAUGAUCUCACCUUACCAAAAUGGGCUACAAACGAAACUAUAGAAACAUUGCACCAUAUUUCUAAUUUUGGUAUGAUGGCUCUGUUUCAUGGAAAGCCAGCUCAACAGAUAGCUGCUGGAGUGUUAGUUUAUCGUAUAAUAAACGAUAUGAAAUUAGUAAGAGCAGGAAAAAAGGACAGACCUAUCAAAAUGAUGAUGUAUUCAUCACAUGAUACUACUGUAAUGGCGCUACUUUGUGCACUUUCUAUCGCAAAUGGAUUGCAACCACCUUAUAGUGCGGCUGUACUGAUAGAACUAUACGUUGACAAUAAAAAGGAUUACUUUGUGCAAAUAUUGUAUCGUAAUUCUACAAAUUCACCGUAUGUUUUAACCAUUCCUGGAUGUAGUACUUAUUGUCCUCUGGAUAAAUUUAUAAAGUUGGUUUUUCAAUUAAAGUGA